AUGUCAUCACCUCCUAGUUAUUCGGAAAGUCCUAAUGCCAAAAAGCCAUGCAAGGGAAUCUUAAAAUCGUCUAGUUUUGACAAACAAUUCGGUGCUAGCGGCAGUAAUCGGAAAUCAGCAAAAUUCGAUGAGAUAAAUGUAUUGCAAACUUAUCAUCCACCAAAUAAAGAUUAUGGACACAUGAGGGUUGACGAGCCUAAAACGCCCUUCAACUACUUAGACCCAGGAUUAGCUGAACAGGAUGAAUUGGAUGCUACUGUAUUAUCUGAAAAAUUGAAAGUCGCCCAAGAAACUCAACGUCGAGCAUCAUUACAUUGUGAAGAAUCCGAUGAGGAAUUGCCAGAAACUGAUGACCAGCGUGUGAAACGAAUAGAAUUCGAGAAACGACGUAAAUUGCAUUAUAAUGAAGCUAGUGCAAUCAAGCUUGCACGAAAACUAAUUGAAGAGGAAAUUGAGGAAAAUUUAUUAGACGAUGAAAUCGGUGAAGCUGCUGGAGGUGGAAGCAUUGAGGAUUCAAACGAUGAAUUAGAUAAUGAUGAAACAGCUUUUGUAGAGGAUGUGGGAGCUGGCACGUCUUCUGAUAAACCUUCACAAAGUACGGAUCCCUAG
Molecule: messenger RNA, 609 nt
Organism: Chironomus riparius
Lineage: Eukaryota; Metazoa; Arthropoda; Insecta; Diptera; Chironomidae
Source: the annotation of a GenBank genome assembly